GAGACUACAAUUCCCAGAAGGCUGUGCCGGCAAUCCGUCGACGUGUGCCGACGUCACGGCCGUCAGCGUGCCUACGUGGUGAGGUCAUGUAGAGAUGGGGAGAGGGAGAGGGAGGAAGUGAUGGAUUUCCUUCCUGCACUUAGACGCUCAGGGACUGUUGUUUCAUUAAUGGCUGAUAGUUUAAAGCAGGAAGUAGAUGAGGUUUAAAUUCACUUUUUUCAUGUUAAUGAAUAUUGGAUGCAUGCGAAUGUUGCUUUUUCAACUCAACACGUUUCAGGGAAAAUUUAAGCUGAAGUGAAAAUGCCCAGGAGGAAACAGUCUAAUCCUCAACCUGUGAAAAGUUCAGAUAGCUCGGAGUUUGUUCGUGCAGGUGACAAUGGUGAUUUUCCUCCAAGCUGCAAAAAACUCAAGACUGAAAAAGAUCCCCAAACAGAUGUCGAGGCAGUGGGUGACGAAGAGGAAUGUACUGCAAAGCCACCCAACAUUUCCCGAGACCACAACGAUGCUUCCUUUCUACAGGCAAAUGGCUUCGUCAGUCAGAACCACCUGGAAGCUAGCGUGGAAGUUACGUUGGAAGAAGACUGUGGCUUUGAGGAAUCUUCAUUGUAUUGUGAAAGUCUCAGCAAAACCAAAGUGCCAGAUGAUGGGAAAUCGUACAAAUGUUCUUACUGCAGUUAUACAACUGACCAGUCGGACAAAUUGAAGCAUCAUUUCCUGAUUCAUGAAGGACAGAAGGCUUUGAGAUAUGUCGAUGAACCUGACCAAUCACAGAAAAAGCCCUUCAAGUGCACCUGCUGUCAUUUUGCCUGUGAUCACAUGAUAACCCUAACUCGACACAAGAGGCAACAUAUGCGCAAAUCUUUAUUGGAGCAAAAAGAGAGCACUGUUUCAAGGAAACCUGUGCCCUUGCAAGCUGGCAGUGACACUGCCACCGCGGGAAGUGAAAAGAAAUUUUACAGUUGCUCAUAUUGCAGCUACACAUCAUCACUGAUGGGGAAUCUACAGCGUCACAUCCGCAUCCACCUUGGAGAAAAGCCCUUUAAGUGUGACCAAUGUUACUAUGCAACUGGCCAGUCAGGAAACUUAAAGCGACAUAAACUAACUCAUACCCAGAAAAAGUCUUACACUUGUAACCAGUGUGACUAUGCAUCUGGCCAGAUGGGUAAUCUCAAACGACAUAUGCUGACACACACAAGGAAAAAGUGCUUCAAAUGCAGCCAGUGUGAAUACGAAGGGGAAAGUAUGGCCGAUUUAAUGAGGCAUAAACAAAAUCACAAGGAUGACAAAAGUUUAUUACAAAAUACAGAACCAGAUACAAUUCCAUUGAAUGAAAAUAGUGAGGACAAGCCUUAUAAAUGUCUGUAUUGUAGCUAUGCCUCGCCACUGUUGGGAAACCUCCAGCGGCACACACGUAUCCAUCUAGGAGAAAAGCCCUUCAAGUGUGACAAAUGUGAUUAUUCUUCCUGUCAAAUGGGGAACCUUAAACGCCACAUGCUGACGCAUACACGUGAAAAAAUGUUUAAAUGCCGCCACUGUGGCUACAUCUGCAGUAACUUAAUAGACUUAAAACAGCACAAAGAGACUCACAUAAAGGAUAAGCUUCUACAAGGUGAGGAAAAACAUCCAGAGAACAAGCAAAGUGUCAGCAAUGAAGUCUCAGCCCUAACUCCCGAGCAAGCUGAAACAGGUGUUGGGGAUAAAAAGCCUUAUAAAUGUUCAUAUUGCGAUUAUACGUCAUUAUUGCUGGGAAACCUCCAAAGACACACUCGAAUUCACCUUGGAGAGAAGCCCUUCAAAUGUGACCAAUGUGACUAUGCAACUUAUCAAUCUGGGCACCUUAAGCGGCACAGACAAACGCACAUGCACAAAAGGUCACUUAAGUGUCGCUUGUGUGACUAUGUCUGUGGUAACAUGACAGAACUAAAGCAACACCAACAAGAGCACACAAAGAAAACUGGAAGUGGAGAAAAGAAGCCUUACAAAUGCACAUACUGUAAUUAUGUGUCGUCUUUAUCAGGGAACCUGCAACGGCACAUCCGGAUUCACCUGGGAGAAAAGCCCUUUAAAUGUGACCAGUGCGAAUAUGCAUCUCACCAGUCAGGAAAUCUCAAGCGUCACAUAUUAACUCAUACUCGGCCCAAGUCUUUCAAAUGCGGCAUCUGCUACUGUACCUGCAGCAGUGCAGUGGAGCUAAAGGAACAUAAGGAAAGUCACAUCAAGAAAGAACUGCUGAUGCAGGAUGACAAGGAUGGGAAUGAGAAGGCCCAGGAACUUUAUUCCUGCAAGCUGUGUAGCUUUGUCUCAGAGUAUCCAGGGCACCUCAUGCGGCACAUGAAAACUCAUAAUGCAGAGAAGCCGUACAAAUGUCACUACUGUGCAUAUGCAACAGUGCAACAAGGUAAUCUUAAAAGGCAUAUAUUAAUCCAUACUGGGGAAAAACCCUUCCAAUGUGACGAGUGUAGUUAUACCUGUAGCCGAAUGGAAAAUUUGAAGCGACACAGGCAAAUUCAUAUAGAAAAGACCUUCCCAGAUGAAGGGGAAGGCAGCAGUUCGGUGAAAUCCGAAAAACCCUUUCCUUGUGAACUGUGUAACUUUAAAGCCCAGUACCCCAGCAUCCUUGCAAGGCACAUGAAAACUCACACAGAUGCGGCUAAAAAAGUUGAGGGAGCCCAAAGGAACUGCUCAGAUAAAAAGCCUUUUAAGUGUGAUCAAUGCACCUACUGUACCUGCAGUAUGUCCAGCUGGAAAGUGCACGUGCAGAGUCACGUGAACAAUGAAGUGGCAUUACAGUGCAAGGAAGAAAGCCAGACUGAAACUGCUCAGAAACAUUUUUCUUGCAACUUGUGUGACUUCAUUACCCAAUACCCAGAUGACUUGAUGAAACACGUAAAAACACACAGCAUGGACUCUGUAUCUGGUGAUCCCCAGACCCCUUCCACUGAAGUACAUAUAUGUCAAAGUAGUGAAAACAUCUUCUCUUGUAAGUUGUGCAAUUUUGUUACCCAGUACCCCAACCAUUUCAUAAUGCACAUGAAAACGCAUAUGAAAACUCAUAGCACUAGCAAUAGUGAAUACCAGUGUUCCCACUGCAACUACACCACCAAGCAAAGUGGGAAUUUCAAGCGCCAUAUCCAAGUUCACUUGGGUGUAAAGCCAUAUAAAUGUAAAAAGUGUGACUAUGCUUCAAUUAAUUUUGCAAACUUGAAGAGGCACUUACAGACCCAUAUGAAACAAGCAUCUAACCAAACUGAUUCCUCCUCUUCUGAUACAGUUGAUCUUGUACAAAAGGACAUAAAAAAGGAGAGAGAAGAAGAUCUAUACUCGCAGGAAGAAAGCCUUGAAAAUGAUGACAAAGCUCCCAGCUGUAGAAAUCUGAAACGGAAGAGACAGUAUAAAUGUUCUCAAUGCUCUUACAAAACUAUAGAGAUGGGGAACCUCAACAGACACAUCAGGAGCCAUAAAGGAGAAAAACCCUUUAAAUGCACUCAGUGCAAUUAUGCUUCCACCCAAUUGGUCAAUGUCAAACGACACCUUCAAACACACGCAGGAAAGAAGUCCUUCCAGUGCACCCAAUGCGAGUUUGUGUGCGAGAACAAAGCGGCCUUUAAACUCCACAAACGGAAUCAUGUGACAAGUUUGGAGCUAAAGACGGAAGGGGAGAAUGAAAACAGCCUUAGCAAAGAACAGAAGGUCUUCACUUGCAAGUUGUGCAAUUUUGUCUCUCAGUACCAGAGCAACCUCAUAAGACACAUGAACAUACACAACUACAGGAGGCCAUAUAAAUGUUCGCAGUGUAACUAUGUCUCUGCCCAACUGGGCAAUCUGAAGCGACAUAUGAGGAACCAUCUACAGAGAGAAACCUUCCAAUGUGAACAGUGCAACUAUUCGUGUGCUUCCAUGACUAACCUCAAACGACAUGCCAGGGUUCAUACAAGUCAAAGUCCAAUGGUGCAAUAAAGGGAAAUCUUACAUUGGAAAGGUCAAAGAGCCCUGUUCAACGAGUCAGGUUGUUGUGAUGGGCAGCGCUCAGAAUCUUAGAACACUGACGUAGGGAGUGAUGCAGAGUCAUGCAAAUGUUGCUGUUACUUUUCCCAGUGAUGUAACAUAAAAAGGUGCAGUGAUGGACAUGUAUGCGAGCAUGUAAGCCCUCCAGUGCAAGCAAUUCAAGAGACUAAAGGGACUCGAUAGGGAUAAAAUAUUUUGGGGAGAGCAUUAGUGGUGUGCCACUUUUCAACUAUACUUGAAAUCAUUGUAAAUCUUAAAAAUACUUCAGUGUGAGCAUAAGUUCUGUUUGCUUAACCCACAGUAGAGUGAAGUUUUCCCAUCUGGUCUCUUUGGGAUGUCCACCUGUCUUAAAUAGUUUUUAUUUUGUUGUUUUAACUGGUAAAUUUCAAUCAAGAAAGUGAAAACCAGAGGCCAUAGCUUUCAGUGAAAAAUCAAAUUUAAGUAGAUAUAUCAGGAAGAGUUUUACUCAGAAGGUGAUAAAUGUUUGGUUAUAUAACCGGAAAAUAUAUAAGGGGCAUUCAUGAUGUUAAAAUAGGGCAAAUGGGGUACAGGAGGGAAGCUGAUUUUUUUUUCUUCCAUCCACAUCCUUGUUUUAUGUUUGUUUAAAAUGAUGUAAAUAGGCAUUAACAGGUAAAUAACCUAUUGAAUGUACAUUAGCAGAUAGGAGGUACUGCAGAUAUAUAAUCUAGCAGUGAUCAUUGAAUGGCUAAGUAGACAAAGCUGUACAUGCAUUUCUUUUUCUUGAGGGGCUGAGCCUUUUUUUGGUUUCCCAGGAAUACUACAGUAGUUUUACACUGGGGUUGUUGAUCAGUUUAAAUUUGAGCAGAGUGUUCAAUCACAUUAAAUACUAAAGCAUGGGUUGUGAUUUUUUGAUUAUUUAUAUAUUUAGUAAUGAUUAGAGAAAAUUCAUCAUUAUUAUGUGUUUCUGAAUCUGUUACCCUACCAAACAACAUGCUGUAGGUUCAUCCAUGAAACCACUUUAUCUAUUCUGUAUGUAUCAUUGAGGUUUCCUUAAAACUUCCCUGUGAAUUAUAAAUAUAGCAAAUUAGCCAGUUUGGAUUUAAUCCCCUAAAAGUGGAUUCAAACUUGGUUUUAUUAGGAUUUGAACAGCUCUGGUUUCGUUCUGAAUGCACCAGAAGUGGAAUAUCUACUUCAGACAGUAAGACCAAAAAAACCUUCUUGGUCUAGUUGUAGUACAGAGGUUCUCUUUUGUGCAAUAUCGCUAUGACAUGCAAUGCAUCAUCAUUGUGGGAAAUAAUCUGGGCUGCAGAUUUGAAAAUCCAAACUCAGUUGCUGUAAUGCUGCAGAAAGCAAGAAGACUGUUAAACUGGAAGCAAAUUAAAUUGUGCUGAUUUAGUUUUCAGGUUUGAAUGGUUUUGGAAUAAACCUGAAUAAGUUCUAAGGCAGAUACUUGAUGUGAUUUUUGGGUAAUGUGUUGGAUAUGUCACCGUCACCUGACUCUUUGAAACUGGAUAUGUGCAAACAGCUCAGGAAUGGUAUAUCUCCUUUAUGCUCUUGACAUGGACAGUAAUGUAUCAAUCAGACCUGUAAAGACAGAAUUUCAUUUCCCCAGUUGAAUACUGAAACAAGCUCUGUCCAGAAGUGCCAACCAUUUAGAACUGGGAACCAGUGCAGAAAAGGCAAAAGUGAAGGGGUGGUUAGAUACUGGAACAGUACAAAACAGCUGUUCUGCUGGAUUUGUCACCAGACCACUUGUCAAGUUUGCAUAUGUGAGAUCUGGUUCACACUGACUUGGCUUAAUUAAUUUUAUUGCUUCAGAGAGACGACCUGACCUGAGUGGUUCCAGCAUUUUCAGUUUUGCAUUGUCAAAUCAAGGUUGAAUUAUGAUUGGUCUAUUUAUUUGAAAUGGUGGUGAGAUGGGUUCAACAAUGCAAAUGUCUCCACCAGAAGGACUCCAGCUCAUUACCACGCUCCUGAGGGUAGUUAAGGAUGGACAAUAAAUGCUACCAUUGUCAGUAAUGUCUGGAUAUCAAAAACAUGAAUGAAUGAAUAAAUGUAUUUCCCUCACACACUGCAAGCUCUUUGCCUUUGGAAUUAUCCCUGGGGGAAACACUUGCUCAAUCUAUUCUUGCAGCUUUCUUGAAAGGGAAUGUGAUCUUAUUUUCUAAAUGAUUAAUUUUUACUUGAUGUUAAGUAUUUAAACCACAUGCUGCUGUGCUGCAGCUACCUGUAGUACCUUUUCAGUAGUGUAAUCAAACCAUGUUCUUAAGAUCUAUGGUCUGUAGUCUCAAAAGUAUCAAUAGCGCAGACCUUGUAUUAG
Molecule: messenger RNA, 6286 nt
Organism: Pristis pectinata (smalltooth sawfish)
Lineage: Eukaryota; Metazoa; Chordata; Chondrichthyes; Rhinopristiformes; Pristidae
Product: zinc finger protein 836-like
Exons: 2
Coding region: 301-3957 (1218 amino acids)
Biological process (GO): regulation of transcription by RNA polymerase II
Cellular component (GO): nucleus
Molecular function (GO): DNA-binding transcription activator activity, RNA polymerase II-specific; RNA polymerase II cis-regulatory region sequence-specific DNA binding
Source: RefSeq, a predicted model, not a curated record